Molecule: messenger RNA, 3312 nt
Organism: Tribolium castaneum (red flour beetle)
Lineage: Eukaryota; Metazoa; Arthropoda; Insecta; Coleoptera; Tenebrionidae
Gene: chas
Product: chascon
Exons: 10
Coding region: 161-3061 (966 amino acids)
Source: RefSeq, a predicted model, not a curated record
CGCCUCGCAAGGUGAUCUGUAGGCACAAGGCGAGGCUCAAACACGCUGCGACACUCGCAGGAAACGUAUCUCUGCUCUUGCAGGAACGAUAGUCGCGCUGUGAUUCGUGUGCAGUGACAGUCAUGGUGGUUUUACCCAAAAAGCGGGAAUAUUAAACGAGAUGACGGAAGUUGCAAGUCUCCUGCCAACGGACCAUAGACUGACCACGGUCCGGCGGUAUGAGGCCGGACCACCGGAAGGCCUGGAGCUGGUUGAGCCGGGGGAGACCUAUGCCACCACCAAAGAAGAGGAAUGGGUGAGCAAAAAGAAAACGGAAGUAAUCAACACCAAACAAAUCGAGACGCGAGUCAAACGCCAAGUGGUCCUCGAAGAUGGCGAAGUCGUCGAAGACUCCGGACCCAUGGUCACCACCAACACCACUGAAGACACCGAAACGCAAGAACACCACCAGACUGAAUUACGCAAACUGGGCGACGACGAACCCGAUGGCCCCUCCAAGGCCGUGGAGGGCACCCCCGAGGUGCCCAGCGAUGGGUCCAAAUGGGUGGCGGUGCCCAACCCCGAAGGGGUCGUCCGCGAGGUUAAGGAGAAGCGAGUCAUCUCACGCGAGGAAACCGAAGAGGUUAAGGAAACGGAAGACGUUCAGCACUUCGGAGACAUCACCGAUGAGGAUUUCCUCUCAGCUGUAAAAACCGGAAAAAAGGAUCUCCGCGACGUCCUCCGUACGACGAAAAACGGCGUUUCGGUGGUUUCUACCGGCCCUCGAAUCGUCCACGAGUCGUCAAAGAGCAACAAAGUGACAGAUACGGAAAACACGCGUGAACUGAGCUCGGUACUACCUGACGGUAAAAUCGUGACCGAGACGCAAAGAACCACCGAACACGAAGAGAUCAAAGACGACGAAUUGCCCGAAGACGCGCCCGAACAAGAUUUCUACAAGGAGAAUUCGCAAAGGUAUCUGAAAACACGCGAUCAGGAAGAUGUGGAUUACCUAGCUGACGGUGUUAAAAUCGGGCACGAAAUGCGCUUCCGGACCGAGACCAUGGAGGUUGAAAGGCAUGGAGAUGAUGACGAUGAGCCCGAUUUCGAUUCGUUGAGUGCCAGGGCGAGGAGGAGGGCCAACAACCGACAACCGCACAGAUACAGGGUCCCGAUUACAGGUCUGGAGAACGGUGUUUCCCCAUUGGACCGCAAAGACGCCCUGACCCGAAAACCGCUCGAUUUCGACCAAGAGGAAGAAACGCGAAAAGUGGAAACAUCGAAAUGGUUAGAGCACCAUUUCGGGAGCGAAUCAAGGUCUUCGAAUUCCGUCAUAGACGACGAAGAACAGCCACCGAAAACAAGUUUCUUUAAUGUCACAAUCAAAUCGCAGCCGAGUCGAGCCGAACCACCACCUCAGAAAUACAUCACAACGAUAAACAACACUCCGCGAGUGUACAGUCCGGUGGAGCCCGAGCGCGACCGCCCCACACAUCACUCCGACUACUACAAAGGUAUCAGUCAGUGGUCGGAGCGCCAUCCCAUGCCCUCCUACCACCACCAGGACACCCCGAUCUACGUGCACGAGCCCGUGACGUACACGCCCCCACGCCGGUCCCCCAUCCCCGACUACCGCAGCAGCAGCUCGCCCAUGCUGGUGCCUCCUCCAGUCCGCGUCUCCCCCAUCCGGGAGAUCACUCCGACGCCCCCACAGCGCAAACGGGUUUCCGAGCGUCGACACCAGCAAGACAGUCGAUACGCGAACGCGAUGGAGCCUCCACCGGACUACUCGCCGCCGGUCAACGAGAAGAAGGCCAUGCAGAAAACGCGCUUCGCCCCGGACCCCCCCAAGGCCAAAAGCGGCAACAUCAUAGGCCAGUCCAUCCGGAAACUAGUCGGGAAAAUUCGAUCGGCGAGCACCGAACGCAAGACCAGGCACAGGACGAAGAGGUCCCCCAGCCCCUCGUACCAAAAGGGCCACGUGAUCGACAACAACAUCCACCACAACGGCGUCGAGAGCAAGCAGCCGGUGCAGAGGUACUACCUGGGGGAGGACCCCUUCGGGGGCAGCAUCUACGGCAGGGAGAACAAGUACGACGGGGUGAAGCCGGCCAGAGGCAGCUCCAAGAGGAAAGAAGAGGAGCACAGGUCCCAGAGUACCCUGGGCCGCUUCAGUAAAUCCACCAGUCGCCUUCUGAACGCGCCAGCCCCCCACGAGCGCAACUCGCAGACGCUCCCGCGUCACCUGUCCCGCCACCACGAGCCCCCGACCCGUCUGGAGAAGAACAACAAGUCCAACAGCACGAUCAACGUCUCCAUCAUCAACACUGUGUCGCGCACCCUUGGCCCACCUCUGGGCCCCGCCAAGCCAGCCAGGACAUACAAAUCGAAUCUCUCACGCAGCAAAAGUUUGAACGUCCACGCCAACGAUUACCGCAAGCCGGGGAUGUACACCAGCAACCCCCAUCUCAAUCGGCUGGAGGAGAACCCAGUCGGGCUCAAAAGUCCUGGAUUGAUUUCCAGCCUUAGUCGCAGCCAGAAGGACCUCCAGGAAGACAGUGUGUACACGAACCGUUUUGUAAGAAACGGCACCAGUGACAACACCAGUGAUAAUAAACGAGUGUUCAUGAAAAGUCUCAAGGAUCGAGCGCCGGAAUUGUUUAAAACUUUGCACGAGGACGAGCCAGACUCUGUGAUCUACAGCACCCCAAUCAAAAACCACCACAAGAACAAGUACAAUGGGGACAUCUACGAGCCCCCGACGCGCCUGAGGGAGCCCCAGUCCAUCCUCAGGAGAGGGAGCAACUCCAGCACCGACUACUCCGAAACGUACCACACCACCACCCGAAACGACGACCCCCUCAGACCCAGCGUCACCAACACGGUGAAGAGCUACAGCAAGAAGACAAUCCCGGCGAAAAACGGGCGAAGCAUGGAGACGAUCGAGUCAAGCGAGACGAAGUCGGUCACCAAAAGCCACUAUCGGGGGGAUCCCAGCGUGAAGUUCUACGAGACCGAGCGGAGAUACAGCGGGGGAAGCCCCGUAGUCAUCGAAGUCCGAAAUAGCAACUAUAGGAAAUGAUUAACUCGAAGAUACUGCCAUAUAAACUGUCAUUAUUUAUAAUUGUUAUUACUAAUUGUGAUUGUUUUGUCGUUAAAAAGGGUUUUGGCAUUGUUAGGAUGGUAGAUUAGGUGCUAAAAUUCCCUAAACUUUUGUAUCAUAUGUUGUUUCUAACGUAAUAAUAAAUGGAAAGAAUAAUCCUAGAGGUAUAGAAUGUGCCAAAAUAAUUUGUAAAUACGAGCUUAUUAUCAUGAAUUAAAAUUUUUAAUGAA